AUGCUCGACGGAACUUCGUCCGUGCUAGCUCACAGAUUGCAGAAUGCCAGCCUGUUGCUCCUCAGCCUCGUCUUCCUCCCCUUAGACACGUUCGUUCUCAUAUCUUCUUUUUUGGUUGCCUUCAUCUUCCCAAGCCACGCAGGCGGCACUCCUCGACAAUUUGAGAGCGCCACUGGUCGCAAUUCUCGAAAGAUUCUUGUCACCGGGGUGGGUAUGACCAAAGGUCUCGUGCUGGCUAGAUCAUUUUACGAAGCUGGACAUGUUGUUGUCGGGGCCGAUUUUGAGCCAAAUGGGGCUCUUGUCUGUGGGCGGAUGUCCAAGUCACUGCGCAGGUUCUACACUCUCCGAAGCCCAACGACGAAGUCCGGCUCCGCUCCCUACAUUCAGAGCUUACUGGACAUAAUCACGAAUGAAAAGAUUGAUCUCUGGGUCAGUUGCUCGGGUGUGUCGUCUGCGGUUGAGGAUGGCAUGGCGAAGGAGAUCGUUGAAGGUCGAACGGGCUGUAAAGCUAUCCAGUUCGACGUCGAGACCACGCAGACGCUGCAUGAAAAGCACACCUUCAUCGCUCACACAAGGGACAUCGGCCUCAAUGUCCCGGAGACGCACGAGAUCCGCAGCCGCGCCGAGGUUGAAAGCGUCUUGCGCAACGCCCCUCCUGGACGUCGGUACAUCAUGAAGACGGUAGGAGUAGACGACGCUGCCCGUGGGGACAUGACGCUGCUCCCCAAGAGCACGCCGAUGGAAACGUCCAAGCACCUUGCGAAGCUGAGGAUCUCGGCUGAGUCGCCCUGGAUCCUGCAGCAGUUCGUGAAGGGCAGAGAGUACUGCACGCAUUCGCUCGUGGUCAACGGGCAAGUGAAGGCGUUUGUGGCCUGUCCGUCCGCAGAGCUCCUGAUGCACUACGAGGCACUCGACCCUACUUCUGCACUCAGCGAAGCAAUGUUGGCGUUCACCAGGAAAUAUGCUGCCGUUGGCGGGCCGGCUUUCACAGGACACCUGUCUUUCGACUUUAUGGUGGAGGACGACGACCGAGUUCUGAAAGCCGCAGACGUAACGCUCUAUCCGAUCGAAUGCAAUCCACGAGCCCACACCGCUGUGGCGCUGUUUAAUGGUACGACCACCAUGGCCGACAGCUACCUCUCUGUCUUGGACAAGGGUCCCACUACACGAAGCUCAAACGUCGUCCGACCACUUUGUAACGACAAAUAUUAUUGGAUCGGUCAUGACUUGGUGACGCGAGUGUUCGUUCCAACUCUCGAAUUUCUGUCGCUUCAAAGUACGGUGCGAGAUCUUAUGCGGAACUACAUCGACUUCUUCACCCAUCUUCUGACCUGGAAAGAUGGGACGUACGAGGUCUGGGACCCCUUGCCCUGGUGGUGGCUGUAUCAUGUUUAUUGGCCGACGAAAUUCUGGUCUUGUAUCUGGACUGGCUCGAAAUGGAGCCGGAUCAACGUCAGUACGACCAAAAUGUUUCAAUGCUAG
Messenger RNA from Exophiala spinifera, 1482 nucleotides. RefSeq lists its product as uncharacterized. The record is from RefSeq and is a predicted model, not a curated record. Gene Ontology annotation, molecular function: ATP binding; metal ion binding. NCBI's taxonomy places the organism in Eukaryota, Fungi, Ascomycota, Eurotiomycetes, Chaetothyriales, Herpotrichiellaceae. The transcript has a single exon. Bases 1 to 1482 code for a protein of 493 amino acids.